CCCGUGGAGCUUUAAUUAUAUCAUUCGAUCGAGAGUCAUCAAACAUCGGACAACGUACCAAGAAGACACACCACUUUGCACAGUAUUUAGCAUAGUUUCAUUUCGGACUGUACUCAACUGCUUCCACCAUGCUGAAAUUUAUCUGUUUUAUCGCUUGUGUGACGGUGGCCGUUUCGGCAUAUCGAGUGCACGUUCCCCAUCAAGAGGAGCACCAUGCGGAAUUGGAGAAACACCACAAAGCUGAACACGUCAAAGUCGAACAUCACAAAAUCGAGCACCAUCACGAAGAUCACAUUGACGUCCCGCACGAUUAUUUCGCACAUGCCAAGUACAAGUUCGACUACGGAGUUAAGGACCCCCAUACCGGAGAUCACAAGACCCACUGGGAAGAGCGUGACGGUGAUGUCGUGAAGGGAGCUUACACUUUGUUCGAUGCCGACGGCAGCACUCGGAUUGUUGAGUACACUGCGGAUCCUUUGCACGGAUUCAAAGCAGUCGUCAAAAAAGUCCAACACGAGCCACUAGUCCAUCAUGAGCCGGAGAAAAAGCAUCAUCACGAGCACAAGCAUUCGGAAUAAGCGGAUGAGCAUUCAAACUUAUUUAUACUCAAUCCUGAAAGACUUGAUAUUUAUUAAGAAUGUUGUUAAGUUUGUAGCCCAUUCUGCCGUGAAACCAGAAUAAUAUAUGUGUUCUUUAUUUAAA
Messenger RNA from Aedes aegypti (yellow fever mosquito), 702 nucleotides. Its product is annotated as cuticle protein 19. The transcript is spliced from 2 exons. Lineage: Eukaryota; Metazoa; Arthropoda; Insecta; Diptera; Culicidae. Gene Ontology annotation, cellular component: extracellular matrix. The record is from RefSeq and is a predicted model, not a curated record. The coding region runs from base 129 to 578 and encodes 149 amino acids.